AUGGCUGAGCUUCGAAGAGGUCUUGAUCCAGCGGAGAUAUUCUCUCUAGCAAUAUCUCCAUCGAAUACGCUUCUUGCCGUCACAUCUGAUAAGGCAACUCUACACAUAUUUGAUAUCCCACAUGCCAGGAAUGGACAGGAAACAAACAAUGCACCAGCAACCGCCCCCCUGGAGGAAUCAACAAAUCGGGGAUGGGGGUUAAUAAGCAAACUGCCUUUCCUUCCCCGUGUCUUCUCAGACGUCUACUCAUUUGCCAGUGCAAGAUUUGAUAUUGGCGAAGAACCACUUGGCUCCAACUACAUUCCGCCACCAGGUGCGCCUUCUGAGCGGCCUUCAAAGGGAAUAAUUGGCUGGACGAGCGAUAAGUCACUGCUGGUGCUAGGAGCUGGCAAAGCCGGUAGAUGGGAACGUUUCGUUCUUCAAGAGGCGAGUGACGGGACCCGGCAGUGUCUUAGAGCUGGGUGGAAACGAUAUCUCGGAAGCUGA
Messenger RNA from Trichophyton benhamiae CBS 112371, 486 nucleotides. RefSeq lists its product as uncharacterized. The transcript has a single exon. The record is from RefSeq and is a predicted model, not a curated record. Gene Ontology annotation, biological process: protein lipidation; autophagy of mitochondrion; nucleophagy. Gene Ontology annotation, molecular function: phosphatidylinositol-3-phosphate binding; phosphatidylinositol-3,5-bisphosphate binding. Gene Ontology annotation, cellular component: cytosol; phagophore assembly site membrane; extrinsic component of membrane. NCBI's taxonomy places the organism in Eukaryota, Fungi, Ascomycota, Eurotiomycetes, Onygenales, Arthrodermataceae. The coding region runs from base 1 to 486 and encodes 161 amino acids.